Baudoinia panamericana UAMH 10762 is the source of this 1921-nucleotide messenger RNA. RefSeq lists its product as uncharacterized. Gene Ontology annotation, biological process: sodium ion export across plasma membrane; proton export across plasma membrane; intracellular potassium ion homeostasis. The transcript has a single exon. The coding region runs from base 342 to 1841 and encodes 499 amino acids. Gene Ontology annotation, molecular function: sodium:proton antiporter activity. The record is from RefSeq and is a predicted model, not a curated record. Lineage: Eukaryota; Fungi; Ascomycota; Dothideomycetes; Mycosphaerellales; Teratosphaeriaceae. Gene Ontology annotation, cellular component: plasma membrane.
UCGAUUGCGACGUGGAAAUGGAUGCUGAUUGAACAGCAGGAUCCAUCAAUUACUAGGACUGUAGUUACCUAAUGUGACACCGUUAUUGCAGGCUGGGGUUAGCGGCGGUCGUCAAACCCUGCCCUUUAGUCGUACCGCUUUCCUUAGCUUCAAGUGACGACACUUUGAAGAGUUCUCAGAUGGCCGACUCAGUGAGGUGUUUUGCUUUGCAACCUCUCCUUCAAUAAUUGCCAUCUCAGUCAUUGUCUAGGUCGAUCGUUAUUGUAUGCUGCUCAAAGACACAUGCUAAGCACCGCAACAUAAGCUGGGCUAUAUAGUCCUGCAGAACUAAACUACCCACAAUGGCUUGGAAGCAGCUGGAGCCAACACCUGCCCACAUCACUUACUUGAUUCUGCCUACAUUCCUCAUCGGAUACACAUUAUUCUCCUCUUUUAUCCGGAAUCGUCUACACUUGAGCGAACCACCAAUAGCACUUCUCUUCGGCAUCCUACUCGGGCCACGAGGACUCGGCUGGCUCAGUCCCAACGUGUGCGGCGUCAAUGGCUGCGAUGGCGACACUGAAGGCUUGGGCGGCUGGGGCUGGGGCGACGAUGUGAUCCAAGAAGCGACCCGGGUUAUCGUCGGUAUCCAGGUCUUCGCCAUCGGUGUCGAACUCCCAAAAUACUACUUCAAGCGACAUUGGAGGUCGGUGGCGAUGAUGCUUGGACCAGUCAUGACGUUCUCCUGGCUCGUCUGCGCCGGCUUUGUCGCUCUUCUGUUCAAGACAGACGCCGCGACGUCAUUGAUUGUGGGUGCUUGCUUGACACCGACCGAUCCCGUCCUGGCGUCCUCGAUUCUCAGCAAUAGCCAAUUCAGUAAUCGCGUGCCGAAGCGGAUCAAGGAUAUGCUCUCCGCCGAGUCUGGGUGCAAUGACGGAAUAAGCUUCCCAUUUCUCUACGUCGGCGUGUUUGCGAUCCUCCAAUCUACUGCUGGUGGUGCGAUCAAAGAGUGGACUUUGAUAACAGUCCUAUGGCAGUGUGCUUUCGGGAUCACUGUUGGCUUGAUUCUUGGAACCGUCUUCAACAGAAUAUUGAAGUUCAGCGACAACCGGGGCUACAUUGACCCGGCCGGCUUCACGGUUUUCUACCUAUUGCUGGCACUUGUAAGUGUCGGCAUUGGCAGCACACUCGGGAGCGAUGACUUCCUCGUUGCAUUCGGCGCCGGAUAUGGUUUCGCGAGAGACGGCUGGUUUAGCAAGAAGACGCACUCCACACACUUGCCGAACGUCAUUGACUUGCUGCUCAACAGUGCGAUGUUUGUCUUCCUUGGCGCAGUGAUACCGUGGUACGCUUUCGAACCUCAAAGCAUUACUCCGUGGAUCACGCCGGGCAGACUCAUUGGUUUCCUCGCACUGGUCAUUGCAUUCCGUCGUAUACCAAUAGUUCUGCUGCUAUAUCGCUGGAUCCCGGACAUCAGGACGUUCCAAGAAGCGCUCUUCUGCGGUCACUUUGGCCCGAUGGGCCUGGGCGGUCUCUUCCUUGCCAUCGAAGCCCGCGCUAUGCUCGAGAACGAGUCAGCAACCCCUGAUCCGCAUCCGCCGCGAUAUGGUCGGCCGUAUACGCCCAGAGAAAAGGCUGUGGAGACCAUAUGGCCGUUAGUGUGCUUCAUCGUGUUUGGAAGUACGAUGAUCCAUGGAUUAAGCGUGCUCGUCCUCACCUUGGCCAGCCAUUUCAGCCGAUCCAAAGAACGGAGGUCUGGUCUGCUCGCAGGCGAAGAUGACCCGCUGGAUGGCAUGGAGCAUCAAGGCGGCGGCGGUGAUAGUGAGCCCGAGGAUGAGGAGGAAGAGGAGGCGCAGCCAUAGAUGGAGCCGCCACUGUGUAAUUUGUAACGUUUACCUCGAGCACUGAUGCUGCUCCCUCCACGGAUGCGUCGAUAAGCACC